Messenger RNA from Homarus americanus (American lobster), 1016 nucleotides. RefSeq names its product succinate-semialdehyde dehydrogenase, mitochondrial-like. Bases 570 to 1001 code for a protein of 143 amino acids. Gene Ontology annotation, molecular function: succinate-semialdehyde dehydrogenase (NAD+) activity. The transcript is spliced from 3 exons. Lineage: Eukaryota; Metazoa; Arthropoda; Malacostraca; Decapoda; Nephropidae. The record is from RefSeq and is a predicted model, not a curated record.
AUAGCUCCUUCCAUCCUCUGGGUGACAUGAUACAGUUUAGCCAAGUAAUCACCCAGUUAACUCAGAGAUAUGUGAUGCUGCUGCCAUUGUGCUCUGUGUGUGUGCCAAGAUGUCACAUCAGGGAGGGAGUGUGGCUCGUCUGGUAAGUGGUGACACAUUUACAGCCCACUGCCUCCACACAUCACCCAUACUCUUUGUUUUUUCUUAUUUUAUAGUUUUAUAUUAUACAGUGCAUAUUUUCUUUAUUUGUAAGCCACAUUAGGGUAUUAUAAGGAUUUUUAUACAACAUUUACAGUUUCAUGACAUUGACAUAUGUAGCCAACUCAUCCCAGUUUUCCCCCUUCCCAGUGAGUCAAGUCAACACUAAACCAAAUUGUGACGUAACGUUUAGUAAGAAAGGGUGUAUAAAAAAAUUUUUCGCUAAAGCGAAUUAACGCUAACCAAUGGAUACCUGUAUAGAAUACAUACCCGGUACAUGUUUCUGAUACAAUAGCUACUUUUGAUAAAUUUAUCACUUUUUCUGCUCAUUAAAGGAGCGCUCACUUCUCCUCCGAAAUUGGUACAACUUAAUGGAACAACACAAAGAGGACCUGGCAUUAAUUGUGACUGCUGAGGCCGGUAAGCCAUUGUCUGAGUCUCGAGGAGAAAUUGGAUAUGGAAGUUCUUUUCUGGAAUGGUUUUCUGAAGAGGCCAAGAGAAUAUAUGGUGAGGUGGCACAGAGUCCUGCAUCUAGCAAAGAGUUAUUCUUUCUUCGUCAACCCAUAGGAGUUGCAUCAAUGAUUACUCCAUGGAAUUUCCCAAAUGCCAUGAUCACUCGUAAGGCUGGAGCUGCCUUGGCUGCUGGAUGUACGUGUGUUAUAAAGCCAGCUGAAGACACACCACUGUCUGCACUUGCUGCUGUAGAUCUGGCAGAAAAGGCAGGCUUUCCACCAGGUAGGUUCUUAUCUCAUAAAUAUAUGCACUGUACACUGAUUUCCCCAACAAGUGGUGACUGGAAUUGAAUAGGAGACAAGGAG